Molecule: messenger RNA, 741 nt
Organism: Lactuca saligna
Lineage: Eukaryota; Viridiplantae; Streptophyta; Magnoliopsida; Asterales; Asteraceae
Source: the annotation of a GenBank genome assembly
GUUUUCAUUUUGGCCCCUCUGGUUCUAAGGUUCGUGUUCGGCCCCUGGAGAUCGGUGCCAUUUAUUCCUCAUUUUUCCCACAAAAUGCCUACAGGAAAGCUUGAAGUCCUCCUUGUCAGCGCUAAAGGACUCAAUGACACCGAUUUCUUCACAAAAAUGGAUCCUUAUGCGAUAAUCACAUGCAGAACUCAGGAACAAAAGAGCAACGUCGCAGCAGGACAAGGAUCUUCACCUGAAUGGAAUGAGACAUUUGUAUUUUCUGUUUCUGGUGAAGUGGAAGAACUUGUGAUCAAGAUAAUGGACAGUGAUGUUAUUUCUGAAGAUGAUUUUGUGGGGGAGGCCAAAAUUCCACGUGAGACAUUGUUUGUGGAAGGAAGCAUCCCACCAACACCAUACAACGUGGUCGUUAAUGAUGAAUUCUGUGGGGAGAUUAAACUUGGCCUCCAAUUCAUUCCAGAGGAUACAAAUGAAUACCAUGGGGAAGAGGAAAACUUUGGAGGAUGGAAAGAAUCUUCGUAUUAAAACUAUGGAUCAUAGUUUUAUAUGUAUUAAUCGGUAUCAGUUGUUUUCAGUUUAUUUUUUAUUUUCUUUAACCUUUUUGUGGAAAAAAAAGAAGAACUUUGAUGACUUUCGUCAUUGUUUUAGUUGGAGCUUUGCUUGUGCUUGAUUAUUUUCUUUUCAUUUUAUUGGAGACUAUUUGACUUUAAGUUGAACGAAAAUUGUGUUCGUGAUUUGUACUAC